Molecule: messenger RNA, 2097 nt
Organism: Brassica rapa (field mustard)
Lineage: Eukaryota; Viridiplantae; Streptophyta; Magnoliopsida; Brassicales; Brassicaceae
Source: RefSeq, a predicted model, not a curated record
UUGCUACAAAUAUUCGGAAUGUCUAUCUUGGGUUAUGCACCGAUAGAUUUAGUCCAUUUGGAAUGUCUGGUAGACAAUAUUCUUUGUGGCCAGUCAUUCUUACGCCGUAUAAUUUACCGCCGGAUAUGUGCAUGGAACAAGAAUUUCUAUUUUUGACCAUAUUAAUCCCAGGGCCGAAGCAUCCAAAACGGUCUCUUGAUGUUUUUCUUCAACCGUUGAUAGAAGAGCUAAAGCAAUUGUGGUCAGAAGGGGUGAGGACGUACGAUUGUUCCUUGAAAAACAAUUUUACGAUGCGAGCAGUUCUGAUGUGGACGAUAAGUGAUUUUCCUGCUUAUGGGAUGUUGUCUGGCUGGACAACACAUGGAAGAUUAUCUUGUCCGUAUUGUCUUGGAUCCACGGAUGCUUUUCAACUGAAGAAUGGUAGGAAGAGUUGUUGGUUUGAUUGUCAUCGUCGGUUUCUUCCACUUGCCCAUCCGUACAGAAGAAAUAAGACAUUGUUUCGACACAAAAAAAUUGUGAGAGACAGUCCUCCUCCAUAUCUCACCGGCCAGCAGAUCGAAGCGGACAUUGAUUAUUACGGAGCUCAGGAAACAGUUAAGGUUGGAGGAAAUUGGCAUGUUCCUGGAAAUAUGCCUGAUGGGUAUGGUGUAUCUCACAAUUGGCAUAAGAAGAGUAUAUUUUGGGAGCUACCCUAUUGGAAGGAUCUUCUCUUACGCCACAAUCUGGAUGUCAUGCAUAUCGAGAAAAACUUUUUUGAGAACAUCAUGAAUACAUUACUUAACGUCCCUGGGAAGACAAAAGAUAACAAAAAGUCAAGGAUGGACUUACCUGAUAUUUGCUCAAGAAGUGAGUUACAUAUCAAGAGCAAUGGAAACGUUCCUGUUCCCAUCUUCCGGUUGUCAUCAGCAGCCAAAACAACCUUGUUUGACUGGGUUGCAUCGGAAGUUAAGUUUCCUGAUGGUUAUGUUUCAAAUAUGUCAAGAUGUAUUGAACGAGGUCAAAAGUUCUCCGGAAUGAAAAGUCAUGAUUGUCAUGUGUUUAUGCAACGACUGCUUCCAUUUGCUUUUGCCGAGCUCCUUCCAGCAAAUGUCCACGAAGCACUUGCAGCCAUCGGAGCAUUUUUCAGAGAUCUUAGCACACGUACGUUCAAAGAAGAAGUCAUCGAACAACUUCAUCAGAACAUUCCGAUCAUAUUGUGCAACCUGGAGAAGAUAUUUCCUCCUUCAUUUUUUGACGUCAUGGAGCAUCUAGUUGUCCACCUACCGUAUGAAGCAUUGCUUCGUGGACCUGUUCACAACGGAUGGAUGUAUCCGUAUGAGCGACAGAUGAAACAUCACCUAUGUAUUUCACACGAGGAUUUACCUUUCACACAUAUGAGUAUGGGAGACAUCGGGCAACGAGUAACUACGGAAUAUGUGUGAAAGGUGAAACAGACUUUUACGGGAUAUUGCAGGAGAUUAUUGAAGUGGAAUUUCCGGGUUUAUUGAAGCUAAAAUGCGUCCUCUUCAAAUGUGAAUGGUUCGAUCCUGUUGUGAACCGAGGGAUUCGGUAUAACAAAUUUGGUGUUGUGGAUGUCAAUUUUGGGAGAAGAUACAACAAAUUUGAGCCUUUCAUUUUAGCUUCACAAGCCGAGCAAGUUAGCUUCCUUCCUUAUCCUCGGCUUCGAACUUCCGGGAUAAACUGGGUAACUGCUAUCAAAGUUACACCUCGUGGACGCAUUGUCGUUGGAGAAGAACCGCCCUUGCAAGAAGAAGACGCUAUCACUGAAGUUGAGGUACCAGAACAACCAACUGAUGAAAUCCUUUUGAUCGACCCGCAAAACUUUCAAUAUGAAGAUAUUCCCGAAGAUGCGACAGAUGAAGCACGUGAAGACGAGUUCGAGAGAAGCGACGAUGAUGAUUGUAAUGAUAGUGAUGAGAACGAAAACGAUUUAGAGUGAUGUAAUAGUGAUGAGAACGAAAACGAUUUAGAGUGAUGUAAUAUAUGUAUCAAAUGUUGGAUUUCUCUAUUGUAACAUUUUCUAAAAGAAAGAGUAAGAAGUAGUAUGAAAUAAGAUAUGAUGUUAGAUGAUAUGUGACUUUGGGGUUUAGGGAUUUC